AGAGGACUCCCGCAUCAUCAAUUGGCCGUCCACGUUUCUAAAGCUGCACUGUGACUCACUACUCUCCACAGAGUCUAUUGUAGAGUUGAGCUGUCGUCCUUGUCUGUCCAAGGGAUUCUGUUAUCCUUUUACAUCAUAUAUACAAUACGAUUGAUCAUUCCUGAAGUACCAAUUGCCCCUCUAUCGCCAUGGACGCCAUCAAACGCACAUUUGCGCAGUGCCGCAAAGAGCAGCGAUCCGCCCUCGUGACUUAUGUCACCGCUGGUUAUCCUACCAUUGAGGAGACGCCAAAUGUCCUCCUUGGCAUGGAAGCUGGUGGCGCCGACAUUAUCGAACUUGGAAUGCCAUUUACCGACCCAAUCGCUGAUGGCCCAACGAUCCAGAAGUCCAACCUCAAAGCCCUCCAGAAUGGGGUCACGACUGAAUCCUGCCUCCAAAUGGUUCGCGAUGCACGCAAACGUGGACUCAAGGCUCCGAUCCUUCUGAUGGGAUACUACAACCCGGUUCUCAGCUAUGGUGAAGACAAGAUGUUGAAGGACACGCGUGAAGCUGGAGCCAAUGGUUUUAUCCUCGUUGAUCUGCCUCCUGAGGAAGCCGUUCAAUUUAGAAACAAUUGUGCCUCUGCAGGCCUCUCUUACGUUCCUCUAAUUGCACCAGCAACAUCUGAGGCUCGUAUGAGAGUCUUGUGUGGCAUUGCCGACUCCUUCAUUUACGUCGUGUCAAGAAUGGGUGUGACCGGUGCAACUGGUACCAUGAACGCUGCUCUACCGCAACUUCUUGAGCGAGUCCGCAAGUACUCAGGCAAUAAACCCGCAGCUGUUGGCUUCGGCAUCAGCACACGAGAUCAUUUCUUGAGCGUAGGAAAGAUCGCAGAUGGUGUAGUCAUUGGUAGCCAGAUCGUCAACGUUUUGUCUGAGGCCAAAGAGGGGGCUGCUGCCAAAGCAGUGGAAGACUAUUGCAGUGAUAUAACCGGUCGACGACCCGGGAAUGACUCUACGACUCGCGAAGUUGGCAUUGUUGAAACGAUGGCCGAAGCUGCGGAACCGACUGGCGUUCACCCAACCAAGGUCAUCCGUGACGGUGACGUUCCAGAUGGCCCUGGUCUCAUGGAUCAGAUUGAUGACCUGAACAUCAACGGAGUUAACGAGCAUACGAAUGGAGAUGCCAAAGGAGUCGCAGGCCCAUCUCGAUUCGGCGAGUUCGGUGGCCAGUACGUCCCUGAAUCACUGAUGGACUGUCUUGCUGAGCUUGAGACUGGCUUCAACGAAAUGAAGGACGAUCCCAAGUUCUGGGAAGAGUAUCGUACGUACUAUCCGUACAUGGGCCGCCCUGGCCAGAUGCACCUCGCUGAACGUCUCACUGAGCACGCCGGCGGGGCGAAUAUCUGGCUCAAGCGCGAGGACCUCAAUCAUACGGGUAGUCACAAAAUCAACAAUGCUCUUGGCCAAGUUCUCCUUGCCCGCCGCCUCGGCAAAACUGAGAUUAUCGCUGAAACGGGUGCUGGCCAGCAUGGCGUCGCGACCGCGACUGUAUGCGCGAAGUUCAAUAUGAAAUGCACAAUCUACAUGGGCGCCGAGGACGUCCGUAGACAGGCCCUCAAUGUGUUCCGAAUCAAGCUUCUAGGCGCAGAUGUCGUCGCUGUCGAAGCUGGCUCUCGCACAUUGCGCGAUGCAGUAAAUGAAGCUCUACGCCAAUGGGUCGUCAACCUGUCCACGACGCACUAUAUCAUUGGAUCUGCUAUCGGGCCACACCCUUUCCCAACCAUUGUUCGCACUUUCCAAUCCGUCAUCGGAAACGAGACGAAGGAACAGAUGCUAUCUAAGCGCGGUAAGCUCCCCGACGCUGUGGUCGCAUGCGUUGGCGGUGGAAGCAACGCCGUUGGCAUGUUCUACCCGUUCUCCAAGGACCCCAGUGUCAAACUUCUCGGCGUCGAAGCCGGAGGCGACGGUAUUGAGACUGGACGACACAGCGCUGCGCUGACAGGCGGCACGAAGGGUGUGUUCCACGGCGUCCGCACAUAUAUCAUGCAGGACAAGCACGGUCAAAUCCAGGACACGCACUCAGUCUCCGCAGGACUGGAUUAUCCUGGUGUUGGGCCAGAGCUGUCGAGCUGGAAGGACUCGGAGCGAGCGAAAUUUAUUGUUGCUACCGAUGCCGAGGCGUUUGCCGGUUUUAGACUCAUCUCGCAACUCGAAGGUAUAAUCCCGGCCCUUGAGACGGCACAUGCUGUCUGGGGUGCGCUAGAGUUGGCGAAGACAAUGUCCAAGGAUCAGGAUAUCGUUAUUUGUGUUAGUGGACGCGGUGACAAGGAUGUACAGAGUGUUGCUGAGGAGUUGCCCAAGUUGGGUCCUCAGAUCGGCUGGAAUUUGAGGUUCUAAGAAUCACCAUGUUAGAUUCAUGAUAGAUAUGUACGGACAUGCACGGACGUAGUUGACUUCUCCUCUUCUGACGGAGCUCUCUGUAGCUUCGACCCACUUCAAUCGAAAAGAAACGGCCCUUCACUCGCUCGGGCAUGCU
This is a messenger RNA of Pseudovirgaria hyperparasitica, 2517 nucleotides long. RefSeq names its product tryptophan synthase-like protein. NCBI's taxonomy places the organism in Eukaryota, Fungi, Ascomycota, Dothideomycetes, Acrospermales, Acrospermaceae. The transcript has 3 exons. Gene Ontology annotation, biological process: L-tryptophan biosynthetic process. Gene Ontology annotation, cellular component: cytoplasm. Bases 189 to 2378 code for a protein of 729 amino acids. The record is from RefSeq and is a predicted model, not a curated record. Gene Ontology annotation, molecular function: tryptophan synthase activity.